AUGGUCACCUCGCCAUCCAGGACUCGGGGCAGUGCGCCCGGCAUCUCCAUUCGCAAUGGCCCAAUACCAGGUGGUGCUAUGGAUGUCGACGAGCCAGCCAAUGGUACUGCGAAACGAAAGUCACGGAGUUCCAUCGGCCAGGCAGUGAACUACAGAGACGCAUCAGAGAGCGAUGAUGACGGCGCACCCCUAGCCAAACGCCAAAAAUCCAGGCACAAGGCGGAGCUAGGAAGCGACGACGAGCCGAUUGCCCAUAAGAAUGGCAAACUGCCUCCGUCCUAUAAGGAAACCGCCAUGGGCCUGUCAUCGGAUGACGACAAACCUCUGGGAGCAAAGCUAGCAGAAAAAAAGGCUAGCAUUCAAAAAGCUGCCGCCAAGGAGGCCAAGGUGCUACGCCCUACUGACUCAAAAGUUAAGAAGCCAACACCCAAGAAGUCCAUCAAGGACGAAUCUGACGACGAGCCCCUCGCCAAACCGAAGAGAAGACAGUCCAACGGUGUCUCAGCGUCAGCCAAGAAGUCGAAUGGCGUCAAGCAAGACCCCGAUUCGGAUUCAGAUGCGCCCAUCGCAAAGAAGACCAAGAAGGCUGUUGUAACCCCGAAAGCGGCCGCCAAGAAGGCCGCUCCAGCAGCCAAGGCCAAAGCUACUACUCCUAAGAAGACCGCAGCCAAGCUCAAGGCUGAGUCGUCAAAAGACAAUAGCGACGAUGAGGCAGAGGAAGAGUACCGCUGGUGGGAUGCGCCAAAGAAAGAGGACGACUCGAUCAAGUGGACAACACUUGAACACAACGGUGUCAUGUUCGCCCCCCUCUACAAGCCACUGCCAAAGAACGUUAAAAUGUAUUAUGAUGGCAAGCCAGUCGAGCUGCACGUUGAAGCCGAAGAGGUGGCCACCUUUUUUGGCAACAUGCUGAAUUCGACGCAGAACGUCACAAACGAGGUCUUCCAGAACAAUUUCUUCAACGACUUCAAGGACAUUCUCAAGCAGACGGGUGGCGCAAAGGACAAGAGUGGCAACAAAGUCGAGAUCAAGGAAUUCGAGAAGCUCGACUUCACUCACAUCUACGAACAUUUCAAGACUAUCAACGAUGCCAAAAAGGCGCGGCCUGCUGCUGAGAAGAAGGCCGAUGCUGCUGAGAGGGAAAAACUGGAAGCACCCUACAAGUACUGCAAGUGGGACGGGCGGAAGGAAAGAGUUGGCAAUUUCCGCAUCGAAGUUCCGGGCCUUUUCCGCGGCCGAGGAGAACAUCCCAAAACUGGCAAGGUGAAGAGGCGUGUCAUGCCUGAGCAGGUUACCAUAAACAUUGGCAAGGAUGCCAAGGUACCGGAGCCUCCAAAGGGCCAUCACUGGAAGGCUGUCCAGCACGACAACAAAGCGACCUGGCUGGCCAUGUGGCAAGAGAAUGUCAAUGGCAACUACAAGUACGUGAUGCUGGCAGCCGACAGUGCCGUCAAAGGCCAAGCCGACUUCAAGAAGUUCGAGAAAGCCCGCGAACUCAAGAAGCAUAUCGACCGCAUUCGCGCCGACUAUACUAGGGAUCUGAAGGCAGACGCCAUGGCGGACCGCCAGCGUGCAACUGCCGUCUAUCUUAUUGACCAGUUCGCAUUGAGAGCCGGUAACGAAAAGGACACUGACAACGAGGCCGAGACGGUCGGCUGCUGCUCCCUCAAAUUUGAGCACGUCACGCUCCAGGAGCCGGACAUUGUUAUUUUCGACUUUUUGGGCAAAGACAGCAUUCGCUUUUACAAUGAGUUUCAAGUGAUCCCCCAGGUCUUCAGGAACCUGAGGCACUUCAAGAAGCCCCCAAAGGAAGAGGGCGAUGAUAUCUUCGACAGACUGAACACCGGCCAACUCAACAAACACCUGUCGAGCUACAUGCCCGGGCUAACCGCAAAGGUGUUUCGUACUUACAACGCAUCGUACACCAUGUCGAAGCUGCUUCGUGAGAAGAUGGGAACGAUCAAAGGGAUGUCGGUCGCUGAAAAAAUCAAGUUUUACAACGACUGCAAUCGCGAGGUGGCUGUACUCUGCAACCACAAGAGAACAGUUGGUGCCGGGCACGAGACACAGAUGGAAAAGCUAGGCGACCGUAUUAAGGGCCUACACUACCAGAAAUGGCGUGCAAAGAUGAUGAUACUGGAUGUUGACCCCAAGCAGAAAAAGAAGAAGGGUGCCGAGUACUUCCAGCUUCCGGCCGACCUAGAUCAGGAAUGGAUUGAGCAACACCAGAAGUAUCUCGUCGAGGAGCAACGGACCAAGAUCCAGAAGAAGUUUGAGAAGGACAACGAGAAACGCAAGGCCGACAGCGAGAAACCGCUGCCCGAUAAGGAGCUCAAGGAGCGCCUAAAGGCUGCAACGGAACUCGAGGCCAAGUUCAAGAAGGAGAACAAAACGAAGAAAGUCGAGGCUGAAGGCAAGGGUCCAACAGUUGAGAAGUUCAUCGCCGCCGUCAAGAAGUACGAUGAACGCAUUCAAGUUCUCGAGCUGCAGUCUGCCGAUCGUGAGGGCAAUAAGGAGGUCGCCCUAGGCACAUCCAAGAUCAAUUAUAUUGACCCCCGUCUCACUGUCAUCUUCUCAAAUAUCUCGGGCGUGCCGAUCGAGAAGUUCUUCUCGAAGACUCUCCGCGACAAAUUCAAGUGGGCUAUCGAGUCGGUUGGUGACGACAGUGACUGGGAAUUCUAA
Lasiosphaeria miniovina is the source of this 2682-nucleotide messenger RNA. RefSeq lists its product as uncharacterized. Gene Ontology annotation, molecular function: DNA binding; DNA topoisomerase type I (single strand cut, ATP-independent) activity. NCBI's taxonomy places the organism in Eukaryota, Fungi, Ascomycota, Sordariomycetes, Sordariales, Lasiosphaeriaceae. The record is from RefSeq and is a predicted model, not a curated record. Gene Ontology annotation, biological process: chromosome segregation; DNA replication; DNA topological change. The transcript is spliced from 4 exons. The coding region runs from base 1 to 2682 and encodes 893 amino acids. Gene Ontology annotation, cellular component: chromosome; nucleolus.